Messenger RNA from Ilex paraguariensis (yerba mate), 970 nucleotides. NCBI's taxonomy places the organism in Eukaryota, Viridiplantae, Streptophyta, Magnoliopsida, Aquifoliales, Aquifoliaceae. The record is from the annotation of a GenBank genome assembly.
UUGGGGUUGGCAAGAGAACAAUGCAGAGAAAGCAUUGGAGGCACUUAAAGAGAUUCAAUCAGAGCAAGCGACUGUGAUUCGUGAUGGGCAAAAGCUAUCCCAUUUUCCUUCAAAAGAUAUUGUUCCGGGGGACAUCGUUGAGCUGAGGGUUGGGGAUAAAGUGCCAGCAGAUAUGAGGGUCUUAAAAUUGAUUGGCCCAACUCUUCGAGUUGAGCAGGGGUCAUUAACUGGAGAGAGUGAAGCUGUUAGUAAGACGGUGAAGGCUGUUGCGGAGGAUGUGGAUAUUCAGGGGAAGAAAUGUAUGGUGUUUGCAGGGACGACUGUUGUGUAUGGUCACUGUAUCUGUUUGGUUACUCAGACCGGUAUGAAUACGGAGAUAGGCCUGGUGCAUUUGCAGAUUCAUGAGGCUUCUCAGAGUGAGGAAGAUACGCCUUUGAAGAAGAAGUUGAAUGAGUUUGGGGAGGUUUUAACUGCUAUAAUUAUGGCGGUCUGUGCAUUGGUUUGGCUUAUUAACGUGAAAUACUUUCUCACUUGGGAGAGUGUUGAUGGUUGGCCAAGGAAUUUCAGUUGCUGCCAUUCCAGAAGGUUGCCAGCAGUUAUCACGACGUGCUUGGCACUUGGCACACGCAAGAUGGCUCAGAAGAAUGCACUUGUUCGCAAGUUGCCCAGUGUUGAGACUCUUGGUUGUACAACGGUUAUUUGUUCUGAUAAAACGGGUACUCUCACGACCAAUCAGAUGGCAGUUUCUAAGCUUGUUGCUAUGGGUCCUAGGACAAACACUAUUCGAUCAUUCAAUGUGGGAGGGAUCACGUAUAAUCCUUUUGAUGGAAAAAUACAAGACUGGCCGCUAGGUCAAAUGGAUACCAACCUUCAAAUGAUUGCCAAGAUUGCUGCUGUGUGCAAUGAUGCAGGCAUUCAACAAUCCGGCCAGCAUUAUGUUGCCAGUGACUACCGACUGAGGCAGCAUUGA